UCCGAUCGCACUCCGUUGCCUCGGACAGCUACGCAUUCGCAUCGCACCUCUUUUCAUGGCGCAGAGCUGACGAAUCCCCCUCAACUGGCGCAAACACAACAACCUGCAAUCACGCGCUUGAUCCUCCACUCUGAGUAUCAGGAUAUCCCAAAGAGGACUAUUGCUACCCUGAACAAGCUUGUAUGACCCUCAAAACGGCUCAUAUAGUCCUGUUCCACCCUCAUUUGCACACUGACACCUACGUACUCAAGGCAAGACUCGCUACCCGCCAUGUAUAGCAACCGCUCCCAUCCGCUCCUCGAGCAGGUCCCCUUGACCGUCUCCCCAUUCAUCUCCCUCCCCGCCGCUACAACGCUCUCCUACAACUACAAGGCUAUGCCCUCAGCCCUACCUCCCUCAGCAACAGCUGGAGACACCACAGCAAAUAAACCCAAGUAUGUGAUCUCGCAGUCGGGACACGCAGCACAUCCGGAUGAUAUCAUCGCCUCGUGUCGCGCGCUACAAGCCCAUAUCACAAAGAUGCAGGAGGAUGCCGAGCGUGACCUGCGGGACCUCGAGACCAGGAUAAAAGAGCGAGAGCUGGCUGAGAAGAGAAGGGUUGCGCCCGGCUGGCUAGACAGUGAAGCCCGGAUCCUCGAGCCGGAAAAGGUGGGCGGGCCAUCUGAGGAGGAGGAUGGGCAUCAGACAUCAGCUGUAGCGGGGACCAGCGAGAUGCCGUUGAACGAUCAAGGCGCGGAGCUAGACCGAGUGUUUGGCGGGUUGAGCAUGAAGUGAAACCUCUUCGGCUGAUUGAGAUAUCUUAUUUUAUUCGCGGGC
Molecule: messenger RNA, 816 nt
Organism: Colletotrichum acutatum
Lineage: Eukaryota; Fungi; Ascomycota; Sordariomycetes; Glomerellales; Glomerellaceae
Exons: 3
Coding region: 271-774 (167 amino acids)
Source: RefSeq, a predicted model, not a curated record